Molecule: messenger RNA, 204 nt
Organism: Racocetra persica
Lineage: Eukaryota; Fungi; Glomeromycota; Glomeromycetes; Diversisporales; Gigasporaceae
Source: the annotation of a GenBank genome assembly
ACCGAAAAAUAAAAGAACUCAACUACAAGACUGGAAGAAAAGAAGUGGUAGUUAACUACAAUUUAACUACAUACUUUGAGACCAAAAAACAAAAACUUAACUACAGAACUGGAAGAAAAGAAGUGGUAGUUAAAUGCAAAUUAACUACAUACCCAAAACCAAAUGAUGAAAGAACUGAACUACAGGAUCGGAAGAAAAGAAGUA